This is a messenger RNA of Ceraceosorus guamensis, 1293 nucleotides long. Its product is annotated as WD40 repeat-like protein. Lineage: Eukaryota; Fungi; Basidiomycota; Exobasidiomycetes; Ceraceosorales; Ceraceosoraceae. The coding region runs from base 1 to 1293 and encodes 430 amino acids. The record is from RefSeq and is a predicted model, not a curated record. The transcript is spliced from 3 exons. Gene Ontology annotation, biological process: Arp2/3 complex-mediated actin nucleation. Gene Ontology annotation, molecular function: actin filament binding. Gene Ontology annotation, cellular component: Arp2/3 protein complex; actin cytoskeleton.
AUGUCUGCCCCCAUUGUGCAUCAUCUUUCUUUCGGUCCCUUGACCGCUCACGCCUUCAAUGCAGACCGUUCGCAAGUGGCUGUAUGCCCCAACUCCAACGAGGUGCAGAUCUACUCGUUGACGGGCAGCAAUUGGACCCUGACCAGCACCUUGACGGAGCACGACAAGAUAGUCACUAGCAUCGAUUGGGCUCCGCUAUCGAACCGUCUUGUGACUUGCUCUCAGGACAGGAACGCAUAUGUUUGGAGUCUGGGUAAUGAUGAGAAUGGAAAGCAGGUCUGGAAACCCACGCUGGUGUUGCUCAGACUCAAUAGAGCGGCAACAUUUGUGAGGUGGAGCCCAAAGGAAGACAAAUUCGCCGUAGCAAGUGGUGCUAGAAUCAUUUCUAUCUGCUCAUUCGAAGCUGACAACGACUGGUGGGUAGCUAAGCACAUCCGCAAGCCGCUGCGAUCUACUGUACUGUCUCUGGAUUGGCAUCCCAACAACGUACUGCUUGCGGCUGGCAGUGCUGACGCUCGCGCGAGAGUCUUCAGCGCCUUCAUCAAGGGCGUGGACGACAAACCUGCAGCUUCUGUGUGGGGAGAGAGGCUGCCCUUCGGCACGGUCUGCGCAGAAUUUGCGGCGCCUGCUGGCGGGUGGGUUCACGAUGUCAGCUUCUCGCCAGAUGGAGAUUCGCUCGCUUUCGUGGCUCACGACUCCUCCGUGACCAUCGCUCAUCCUUCGGCACCUGGAGCACCUCCCCAUGCAGUCCACGUGAUCAGAAGUCCAACUCUGCCCUACGUGUCUUUGCGCUUCGUCUCGCUCACGUCCUUUGUCGCUGCCGGUCACGAUUGCCAGCCUGUUCUGUUCACUGGCGACGUCACUUCUGGAUGGCGUCUUGCCAAGUCUCUUGACAGUGCAGCAGUUGCCGGGGGCAAAGCGCCUCCCCCACCGCCUCCCAAGCCAUCUGGCGUCGGUGGACCUGGUCGACUGAACAACGAGGCAUUCAAUCGCUUCAAGUCUGCCGAUGCUCGUGGUGUCAGUACAGCAACAUCUGUUACUGGCGGGGGCAAUGGAAGCGGUGUCGCGGGGCAAUUGGGCGCCAUCGUGGGAAGUGGUGUCGGAGCUGAUGGAGAGCUGCAUACGACCCACCAGAACACCAUCACCAGCGUGCGAGUUUACUCUGGCUCAGCGGACAAUGCCAGCGCGAUCAGUACAAGCGGUGUGGAUGGACGUUUGUGCAUCUUUACCGUUCCUGCACCCUCGUCCGUUGGAGCGCUCACGAAGGGCGUAGCUUCCAUUCGAGUUGCCUAA